UCUGAGUUUGGGAUGGAGAUGUAGAGGGAGAGGGAAGAACUCCCAGGGCAGAGCCAGGCUUGGGGUGGGCACCUCGGGGUGUCUCACUGGUCUCUUUCCCUCAAGCCAGAAUAGCCAGGUUCCAAGCCAUUGAAAGACUCCCCCCAUUUUAAUACAAUAAAUAAAAGCUGAGUGUCCCUUUCAAAGGCUCUGAACCAGACUGGCUUUUUGCUGUGUGAGGGAUGAAGCAGGCAAGCUCAGCAGGGAAGCAAGAGAGUGCUAUGUGCAGGCAGCCGUGAUUCAGAGCACAGCGGGAUCAAAGCACCUUGGAAUAAAUGCGAGUACAAGUUUUACACUAAUUGAAUCUACCUUGGAAAGCCAUGGCCGCUGCCUCUCACCUGAACUCAGAUGCACUUCGGGAAGUUCUGGAGUGUCCCAUUUGCAUGGAGUCCUUUACUGAGGACCAGCUGAGGCCCAAACUCUUACACUGUGGGCACACCAUCUGCAAGCAGUGCUUGGAGAAACUCCUAGCAAACAGCAUCAAUGGGAUACGCUGCCCCUUCUGCAGCAAGAUCACUCGGAUCACAAACUUGGCUCAACUGACCGACAAUCUCACGGUGCUGAAGAUCAUAGACACCACAGGACUGAGUGAAGCUGUGGGCCUUUUCAUGUGCAAAGCUUGUGGGAGAAGGUUACCCAGGCACUUCUGCAAGAGCUGUAAUUUGGUUUUGUGUGACCCAUGCAAGGAGAUGGAACAUCAGCAGCAAGGACAUGUUGUUGUUGCCAUUAAAGAGGCUGCGGAUGAACGGAGGAAGGAAUUUGGGGUAAAGCUCGGCAGACUUCGGGAGCUCAUGGGGGAUCUGCAGAAAAGAAAGGCAUCUCUGGAAGGGGUCUCCAAAGACGUGCAAUCCAGAUACAAAGCAGUUCUUCAGGAUUAUAGCAAGGAAGAGCGCAAGAUCCAGGAAGAACUGGCAAGGUCACGGAAGUUCUUCACAAAUUCUUUGUCUGAAGUGGAGAAGAUAAAUAACCAGGUAAUGGAGGAACAGGCUUAUCUGCUGAACAUAGCAGAGGUGCAGAUCGUAUCCCGAUGUGACUAUUUCCUUGCCAAGAUUAAGCAGGGAGAUAUAGCUCUCUUGGAGGAGGCAGCGGACGAGGAAGAGCCAGAACUGACAAACAACCUACCAAGAGAGCUGACUCUCCAAGAGGUGGAACUCCUCAAGGUGGGCCAUGUGGGGCCACUGCAGAUUGGGCAGGUGGCGAAGAAACCUCGGACAGUCAACAUGGAGGAAUCUCUGAUGGAAACUGCUGCAUCCACAUCGGCUACAUUUAGGGAGACUGACGUGGUGCAAGAAGAGACUAGUUUGACACCAAAUUCCUCACCUGCCAAACCAAGGAUGCCUGAAACAGCCACUAGCAUCCAGCAAUGUCACUUCCUUAAGAAGAUGGGCUCCAAAGGCAGCAUGCCAGGGAUGUUCAAUCUUCCUGUCAGCGUACAUGUCACCGUACAGGGAGAGGUGCUUGUGGCAGAUCGUGGCAAUUUCCGAAUCCAGGUAUUUACCCGCAAAGGUUUUCUGAAGGAGAUCCGGCGGAGCCCUAGUGGCAUUGAUAGCUUUGUGCUGAGUUUCCUUGGAGCAGAUCUACCCAAUUUGACUCCGCUAUCUGUCACCAUGAACUGCCAUGGCCUGAUAGGAGUGACUGACAGCUAUGAUAACUCACUAAAGGUGUAUACCAUGGAUGGACACUGUGUUGCAUGUCACAGGAGCCAGCUUAGUAAGCCCUGGGGCAUCACAGCUCUGCCUUCAGGGCAGUUUGUAGUGACCGAUGUGGAAGGAGGAAAGCUCUGGUGUUUCACAGUGGACCGUGGUGUUGGGGUAGUUAAGUACAGUUGCUUAUGUAGUGCUGUGCGCCCAAAGUUUGUCACUUGUGAUUCUGAAGGGACCGUAUACUUCACUCAGGGGCUGGGGCUCAACCUGGAGAACCGCCAGCAUGAGCAUCACCUCGAGGGGGGCUUUUCAAUUGGCUCCGUAGGUCCAGAUGGGCACUUAGGCCGCCAGAUCAGCCACUUCUUCUCCGAGAAUGAGGAUUUCAGGUGCAUCGCUGGGAUGUGCGUGGAUGCUAGGGGAGACCUGAUUGUUGCCGACAGCAGCCGUAAAGAAAUCCUGCAUUUUCCCAAAGGAGGUGGCUACAAUAUCUUAAUCAGGGAAGGCCUCACCUGCCCUGUGGGCAUAGCCAUUACACCUAAAGGGCAGCUGCUAGUGCUGGACUGUUGGGAUCAUUGCAUUAAGAUCUACAGUUACCAUCUGAGGAGGUAUUCCACACCUUAAGGGUGUUUCACUGGCUAAAGCUGCUCUUCUCGUUAUAGAUUCUCCCCGCCUUACCAUAAUUUGACAGAAGUUAGUGCUGCACUUUCAGGUAGAUUAUGUCCUAAUCUGAGCUGUGUCACUGUUUUGUGUUUAGAAACAAAAUAGCCUUUUUAUUUGUAUAAUUUAAAAAAACAAACAAACCCCACCUCCUCCAUGGAGCAAAGGAUACUUAUGGAUUACUGGUUGUGGGGUAAGUGACCGAUCUCUCCCUACAUCUUACUGCCUUGUGCCGUAGCUCAUACUCCCAGCGUCAACCACUGCAUGCUGGUUUGUGCCAUAAGUAGUAACUGACUGUUCUAUAUGACCUUUCUUUAGAGGACCCGUGAGGCGGUCUUCUUCCCACCACAGUUCUCACAAGGAUCUCAGUAGCAGUUCUUCACAGACAACCACAGAAAGCUAUUUCUGAUUGCAGCGCUGUAGCUGCAUAUGACAACGCAACCGCCCUAAACUGCACCAAGGUGCAGCUUGCAUCAAAGUAAAGGGCAGGGCUGUGGCCCAAACUGAUUGUAGUAAUUAGGAGAUUAUCUUCAUGGUGCCACCAGUGAACCCCACUUGGUCCACCAGUCUCCUCAAUGUGAAGUGGGAACAGUGCAAUCAUGGAAGACUGAUGGAGCCAGAGAACUGCCCUCUGAUGGCAAAGAGAAUUUCAUUACGGUUUGAUUAGCACGAGAAAAGUAGAGCGAGAGGGGGAAUUCACAGGAGAGCCUAUUUAACAGAAUUAAUUUCAGCCUGUCAAUAUUCACAGUUGUUUUACUAUUAAAUCUGGCUUGGAACCUGUCUUUGAAGGGUAUGUUUGGUAUUUAAAGCUUUGCCAGAGGAGAGAGAAAUUGAAGUAAACAAGAUCAAAUGUGACAAAUGGUAUGUUCAUCUGCACACUUCAAUAUUCUGCAUUCCAGACCAUUGCAUUUACUGAUAGGUUUCCACUAGUCUGCACUUUGUAUGUGAAAGCUACUUGUUCAUGAGAGAGGGGAAAAAGGGGGGGGGGGAAUCUUAUUUUAUUACUUGGAAGCUCUUGCUCUGGUGGUUUGCGUCUUUCUCCAUGCACAGCAAAAAGCUACAUUCCUAGAGACAUUGUUUGGCCUUUUUUAUGGCUCCAGCGGGCACUAGGAUGCAUGUUCGUCUCAGCUUUGGGUCAGAUGAAGCACAAAACUGCAGCUGUGUGAGUUAACACCCCCACAGUGUGCCUAUCCUGGCUGAUAAACACAUAUCUCAGUGUGGUGUUGCUCCUCUAAAAUGGUUUAUUGAAGAAAAGAAACAUUUAAAUAGGACACAGUUGUGGAAUGUUAAUCUGCCAAAGAUCAUGGGUACACUGCAGUGUAAUUACUAUUUGUUACCAUGAAGAAGGUAGUUGCAAAUUUGGGGGCACAAGAGACCAUGUAAAAAAACUGGCUUUAUAGUUGCUGUCCUGUCCAGCAUUUUCAAACUGUAUUUGCUGUAGUAUCAAAGCUGUGCUACAAUGUGGCUGUAAAACCAGGUGAGUUUUUAAAUUCCCACAAGCUGUCUGUCCCUUCUUAGCUGAGCAGCAG
Molecule: messenger RNA, 3868 nt
Organism: Mauremys reevesii (Reeves's turtle)
Lineage: Eukaryota; Metazoa; Chordata; Testudines; Geoemydidae
Gene: TRIM32
Product: tripartite motif containing 32
Exons: 3
Coding region: 360-2303 (647 amino acids)
Molecular function (GO): zinc ion binding; protein binding
Source: RefSeq, a predicted model, not a curated record